Messenger RNA from Suncus etruscus (white-toothed pygmy shrew), 1579 nucleotides. RefSeq names its product cytochrome P450 1A1-like. Gene Ontology annotation, molecular function: steroid 17-alpha-monooxygenase activity; iron ion binding; oxidoreductase activity, acting on paired donors, with incorporation or reduction of molecular oxygen, reduced flavin or flavoprotein as one donor, and incorporation of one atom of oxygen. NCBI's taxonomy places the organism in Eukaryota, Metazoa, Chordata, Mammalia, Eulipotyphla, Soricidae. The transcript has 6 exons. The record is from RefSeq and is a predicted model, not a curated record. Bases 7 to 1530 code for a protein of 507 amino acids. Gene Ontology annotation, biological process: hormone biosynthetic process; progesterone metabolic process.
ACUAAAAUGAUACUCAACUUGAGCAUCAAUUCUGGAGAAGUAACCACUACUCUCAUAAUUUUUGUGAUAGUUUUUGUCAUUGUAAGAGCACUGGUGAAAAAGGGUGGAAAACAGAUGUUUCCUCCAGGUCCACCCUCUUUCCCCAUCAUAGGAAAUCUUCUACAGCUUGGAGAUCAUCCUUACCUUACAUUCAUGGAAAUGAGGAGGAAAUAUGGUGAUGUCUUUCUUAUCAAACUUGGCAUGGUGCCUGUUGUGGUAAUAAAUGGAAUGGAAAUGGUGAAGCAGGUAUUACUCAAGGAUGGAGAAAAGUUUGCAGGCAGACCUGAUAUGCAUACGUUUUCUUUCUUGGCAGAAGGAAAGAGUCUUACAUUUUCAGUCAAUUAUGGAGAGAGUUGGAAGCUGAAGAAGAAAAUUGCUUCUAGUGCUCUACGAACUUUUUCUAAAGCAGAAGCUAAAUCGUCCUCUUGUUCUUGUUUACUUGAAGAACAUGUUCUUGAGGAAGUUUCUGAACUGGUAUAUAUUUUUGAAAAGUUGACGUCUGAAAAUGGCAGCUUUGAACCUCGAAAUGCUAUCACAUGUGCAGUAGCCAAUGUUGUCUGUGCCCUUUGCUUUGGCAAGAGAUAUGACCACAGUAAUAAGGAGUUUCUUAGUGUAAUUAAAACAAAUGAUGACCUUCUUAAGGCAUCCAGUGUGGCUAAUCCUGCUGAUUUCAUUCCUUGUUUUCGCUACCUUCCAUUGCCAAUUAUUAAUGGGCCUCGAAAGUUUUAUCAGGCCUUGAAUCAAUUUAUUGCACUACAUGUACAAGAUCACCGUGCUACAUUUGAUAAGGACCAUAUCCGAGACAUUACUGAUGCUCUUAUUAGUUCGUCUUGCAACAAAUAUUCUUCUUCCAAAAGAUCUAUUUUAAAUGAUGAAGUCAUAAGCACUGUGAAUGACAUAUUCGGAGCUGGGUUUGAGACAGUAUCAACAUGUCUAUACUGGAGCUUUCUUUAUUUGAUAAAGUACCCAGAGAUCCAAGCCAAAAUUCAAGAGGAAAUUGAUGCAAAAAUUGGACUGAAGUUGCCCAGAUUUGAAGACAGGAAAAAUUUUCCCUAUACAGAAGCUUUCAUAACUGAACUAUUCAGACACACCUCCUUUUUGCCUUUUACUAUACCUCAUUGUACUACAGCAGACACUAUGCUGAAUGGAUAUUUUAUUCCCAAGAAAACUUGCACCUUUAUUAAUAUGUAUCAAGUAAAUCAUGAUGAAAUGAUUUGGGACAAUCCCAAUUUAUUUAGACCUGAGAGAUUUCUAAGUGAUGACCAGCAACUGAAUAAAAACCUUGUUGAUAAGGUUUUGAUAUUUGGAAUGGGAAUCCGGAAGUGUCUUGGAGAGGAUGUUGCUAGAAAUGAGAUAUUCAUCUUCAUCACCACAGUUCUGCAAAAGCUCAAGCUGAAAAAAUGUCCUGGAGCUCUGCUUGACCUGUCACCCCUCUAUGGAUUAACCAUGAAGCCCAAACCCUACCAGCUCCUCACAGAAACUCGAUCCUAAAUAGGUCAUUAGGAAUGGACCCUAGUCUAACACGACUGUUAACCAUAUA